GGGGCGGAAGUGAAAACUCGUGUCUUCCUUUCCCGUCCUAUGGUCCCGUCCCUUGCGCCACACUUCGCUCAGAUAUCGCUACACGGACUGGACCUGGUGCCGCUGUGCUGACUGGCUUCAGGACCGCGAUGGAUCACAGUGGAGCCAGUGAGCUGCCUGGACGAGCUAGAAGACCCUCCAGUCAUUCCUCUGGGACACCCGUUACUGCAAAGGGACAAGCAGCACCGAGUGGUCAAAGGCCCCAAGUGAAGAUAAUUCCCUUCCACAGCUCAGCCAUCCUCAACAGUGAUGCUGCUCUCAGCAGCACACGACCAGCAGCAGCUUCAGGGAGACUGCUGGCGACUCCUGGCAGCCCCUUUCUGGACACACUUGGGCGGCUGUCUGGUCCACAUGUCAGAGGGAGACUCUCUGCUGCUGGGAGCUCAGAGGAACUGACUCCCACUUCAGAGUCUGUACUGUCCCAACCAAAAGAAAAAGCCCAAGGAAGUCUUCUUGCUGUCAAGCUUCCAGCCAGGAAGGCACCAAAGUCAAGUAAAGAGCUUCGUCACGGCCGCGGAUGCAAAGAGAGCAGAGCUGUCUCCGCCUCCAUCAAGCCUCAGUCCGCUGUGAAGAGAAGGAAGCGGAAGAUGGGAAUGUACAACCUGGUCCCCAAGAAGAAGGCCAAGGCCCUCAAACAGCAGGACAAGAAAGAGGAACCAGGACCCAGUGUGGAGAAGAACAGAGCUGCAGCAGAUGAGGAACCAAGGAUUCUGCCAGAGACACGAAAGGCCAGUGAACCAACAGCCACCAGGAAUGAAUCGUUGGAGUUGGAACCUGGAGAAGGCUGCCAUGUUGAAUACACAGAGCUGGCCUUGGACUGUCUCGAUCUGAAAGCUCAGGAAGAGCUGCUCUCUCCUCCCUUGUCAGGAGUAGCAGCAGAUGCUGAGGUGACAGAAACAGACCUGGCCGAGGAGUUACCACUGUGCUGCUGUCGUAUGGAGACUCCUCGCAGCGGAGGCAACGUGUCCACGCUGGAUCAGAGCUGCAUGGCCAUGGAGAGCAUGGAUGGAAUGCUGGUUCGUUGCCAGAGGCGAGUGAAGAAGCAGGAAAUGAUGCGACCCUCGAACACGGUCCAUCUGCUAAUUCUGUGCGAGGACCACCGGGCCGGCAUGGUCAAGCACCACUGCUGCCCUGGCUGUGGACUCUUCUGCAGGGCGGGCACCUUCAUGGAGUGCAGGCCGUACGGCAGCAUCUCCCACCGCUUUCACCGUGACUGUGCCUCCAUCUUGAGGGAUCUCAGGUUUUGCCCUCAUUGCGGCGAGGAUGCCAGCGGUGCAAUGGAGGUCACAGUGUCUAAGGCUGAUCCGUCUCCCUCUGUACCCAGAUCAAACCCUGGGCCGGCACACCCAGUCGUGGCCCCUGUGGCCACCCUGCCAUCAGUACCAACCACUCCUGCUGUUCCACAGAUACUCAGAGCUAAGAAGACCAGUGAGCCCCAGAGGAGCAGAGAUGAGAGCCCAAGCAGUGUAAAUAGCGAGGCUGUGUGUGUUGCGGACAGACAACCUAAAGAGUCUCUGGAGAGCAUCCUGAUGGCACUGGAUGAUGAGAACCUGAAACCAAAGAGAGUCAAGUACCCCCCCCGGCAGCUCUACAUCUCUGCAAAAGAAGGAGAGCUCCAGAAGGUUGUUCAUCUCCUAGUUGAUGGGAAGGACCCUAACUUUUUGAUGGACGGUCAAAACAAAGGUACCCCUCUCCAUGCAGCCGCUGCUGAGGGUCACCAGGAGAUCUGCCACAUGCUGGUCCAGGCUGGAGCCAACCUGGACAUGUUUGAUGAGCAGCAGAGAACACCACUGAUGGCAGCCUGUGAAAACAGCCAUCUAGACACAGUGAAGUACCUGCUGAGAGCCGGAGCAGUCGUCGGCCACAAGGAUAUCAUUGGUUUCACCUGUCUGCACCUGGCAGCUAAACUGGGACAUUGUGAUAUUGUCCAUCAUCUGCUCUCCAAAGCAUCCAAAUAUGUCAACUGUCAGGAUGACGGGGGAUGGACUCCCAUCACAUGGGCUGUUGAGUACAAGCACAAGGAGCUGGUCCAGCUGCUGCUGGCAAGAGGGGCCGAUGUUAACAUCAGAGACAAGGAAGAGAAUGUGUGCCUGCACUGGGCAGCGCUUUCGGGCUGUGAUGACGUCGCCCUGGCUCUGCUGGAGGCUCGAUGUGACCUCAAUGCUGUUAACGUUCAUGGGGACUCAGUGCUUCAUGUUGCUGCCAGGGAGAACCACCUGGAGUGUGUGAUGUUGUUUCUAUCUCGUGGAGCUGACAUCAAUCAGAAGAACAAGGAGCGAGAGACGGCUCUGGACUGCUGCGUCUACGGCUCCAAGGUGUGGACAGCCCUGAACACCAACAAGAAGCUGACUGAUGCCAGGAGAGGCAGGGACAGCCAUGGAGAAAGAGUGCUCAGCAGGGACAUUUCUCGGGGGUACGAGGCAGUUCCUAUUACCUGUGUUAAUGGUGUUGACAGCGAGCCAAGCCCUGACAACUUUAAGUACAUCCCUGACAACUGCGUCACCUCCCCACUGAACAUAGACAGGGACAUCACUCAUUUACAGCACUGUAGCUGUACAGACGACUGCUCAUCCAGUACCUGCAUGUGUGGUCAGCUCAGCCUACAAUGUUGGUAUGACAGAAGGUCGAACUACCAUCUAGACUUCUGUCAGAGGGAGCCCCCAGUGCUGUUUGAGUGUAACCACGCCUGCUCCUGUUGGAGGACCUGCAGGAACCGAGUGGUCCAGAAUGGACUAAGAGCCCGGCUGCAGCUCUUCAGGACACAGAAGAUGGGCUGGGGAGUGAGGGCCAUGCAGGAUAUCCCUCAGGGAACAUUCAUUUGCGAGUAUGUCGGGGAGAUCAUCACUGAUGCAGAGGCCGAUAAAAGGGAGAAUGACUCUUUCCUCUUCACUCUCGAGAAUAAGGUCGGAGACGUACAUUGUAUUGAUGCGAGACUCUUUGGUAACAUCGGCCGCUUCAUCAACCAUCUGUGUGAGCCUAAUCUGUUGGCUGUGAGGGUGUUCACCAUGCACCAGGAUCUACGCUUCCCCAGGAUAGCCUUCUUCUCCAGCAAGUCCAUCAAAGCUGGAGACCAGAUAGGGUUUGACUAUGGCGAUCACUACUGGAGGGUGAAGAGCAAGUACUUCAGCUGCCAGUGUGGGUCUUUUAAGUGUUGCCAAUCAGCAGGUAGCGGAUAGAAACCUACCAAUCCGUCUCUGCCUGGAUGCAUUCUGUGGCUUUGAUGUCUUCAAUGUCAGAAACACUGUCUUCUGAACCUGAUGCCACUUAACAGUGAUGCUUUGAUUAGGUGAACACCAAUGGGAUUUUCUUGAAUUCCCAGUUCUAAAGCAACUUUCACAAACAUUGUGAAAAUUCAUCAUUGCAGAGCACAGGAUCUAACUUAUUUAUACACCUUAUGAGGUCACUUUUCUAUAUGAAGGACCCUGUAGCUCGCCACCAGGCAGAAAUACUGUAUGUCAGAGUGGUAAAAUCAUAUUUGCAUUCAUGGACUCUUCCUUUAAUACUGCAAUUUGUAAUAUUUGUGGAGUAAUGAAGUGAAGUAAUGUUUUUGUAAUCUGAAACGAUUUUACUACAUGUCUAAUUGGUAAUUAAACACGUUUUAAAGCUUU
Molecule: messenger RNA, 3647 nt
Organism: Cyclopterus lumpus (lumpfish)
Lineage: Eukaryota; Metazoa; Chordata; Actinopteri; Perciformes; Cyclopteridae
Gene: ehmt1a
Product: euchromatic histone-lysine N-methyltransferase 1a
Exons: 23
Coding region: 129-3215 (1028 amino acids)
Cellular component (GO): nucleus
Molecular function (GO): p53 binding; zinc ion binding; protein-lysine N-methyltransferase activity
Source: RefSeq, a predicted model, not a curated record